AUGCUGAAUGAUAAUUCUGAUUGGACAUACUAUCAACAACCUCAUCUGGUGAGUCUAAUAUUCUUUAAGGUACUGAUGUGCACUAGGUGGGAUAUGAUACAAACUUCAUUUUUGGAAAAACCAAAAAUCAGUUAUGAAUUUUAAAAAAACUUAGUAGAGGUAAUAAGCCGUCCAAUGUUCCAUUCCAGACGUUGAGGGCCACUGGUUUCAUCAGUUUUACUCUGAUUCGUUUACCCUCAUUAAUUAAUGAAGUUGAUAAUAAUAAUGUGUCAGAAACGUCUUGGCCAGCGAUUGUCUUACAUUGUUUUUGACAGAGAGAAAAUACACUACGCCUAUAUAUUUGGUAUGUUUCGAUUACAAUAGUCAUAUACGUAAAGUACGUCGCAGUGCCCAUAAAGAGUCUCAUUUUCGCAAUGGCUGUUUUGAUUUAACGUCUUUUUCAUUGUUAUUGGCGAUGUAAUUACUGUAGUUUCUUUCACAGCCAAGGUCUUGUGCAGAUAUUCUACAUCAGUUUGGACAUGUCGAAAACUUGCAAAAUGGUGCAUACUGGAUCAGUGUGGAUACAGUAGGACCAAUGAAAGUAUAUUGCGACAUGACAACAGAAGAAGGUAAUAGACAGAAUUUCUGUUUCUGUUAGGUUGUUCGCACUUGCUAUACAUAUUGCUGAAUUAUAAACUUAUAGACUUGUAUAAGGACUGUGAUUAAUAUGAGAAAAGUAGGGGUACAGUAUAGGUAUAAUAAGCUGAUGUUACCCUUGUUAGAAACAACGCUAACCUUCUUCAUUCUUUUGUUCGUUACCUUAGUUUUGAAAUUGGGACAUAAAACCAAUCCCUACUCUGGAAUAGGGGCUAAGCCCCCCAGAAAUAGGAGUGUCCCCUCCCCGACAAAAAGAUCAAAGUAAAAUAAAGAUUCGUGAUCGCUGCCUAAAAGAUAAAGUGAACAAACUUGCCAACAUUGUGAUAAAUAAAAUAUUCCUUAAGUCAAUUUAAACUGUGACGCUUCAGCACCCGUAACACUUUUCACAGGCGGCUAAAGCAGCUCUAAAACUGAUUAAGUCGUCUUGUUUAAAAAGCGUGAAAUUUUUCCAUCGCCAGGUGCUAGACCCCACUAAGUCAUCCAAACUGACCAAAACCACUCAUGAAGCCACUUUUUGCAGAAUGUUUGUCGCACAAAUUCUUCAAUUCGCUGCCAGAAAGUGCAAGGAACGGCAUUUUCGAGCCUCAAUUUUUCUAAUUUUUUCCAGGAGAGCCAUCCUAGUUUUCAGCCCUCCUAAGUUUAAAUAUGUAAUUAAAUUAUUACUUCAUUAAUCGAUAGAAUUUCUUGCACUAUAUAUUGGUGGAGGGUACAGAAUACUUUGUCUUUUCUCGCUUCCAUCCUCCUUGUUGCCCAACACAUGCACAAACUACAUUGUAUUUUAUUGUCGCUCCUCAGGUGGCUGGACACUGGUAAACAACAUUGUUCUUAAAAUGCCAAAAUCAUUUGUUUUCAUACUGGAAAAUAACUGGCAAGCGAUCAGUAACUAUACCACAGGCCAAAUUGCUCUCACCGCUAGUGCCCUUGGAGAUCUGAAGAAAAAAAUGCCAUUUAAUCAACUGAGAUUUCAUUGCUUCAAGAAGAUACCAGGACGAACUUUUCAUGUUGUUACUGUGAAAAAUACCCUUGGUGAUGACGUUGUGAAGUACUUUACUGCACAGACUGACAGCUUUCCGAAAUCUUGUGGUUCAUUUUAUUCAUUGCCUGAUGAUAAUUCCAUGUUAAGUAAAAGCUGCCGGCAAUGGAAGGACGGAAAUUGGUCUGCUGUACAGCCUGUACUACCGGAUGAAAAGUUUCGUCUGGUGAGUCAUGUUGCAUAUGUUCAGUCCAAGUACCACUGGAUUUCCAUGCCACCUCGUUGGGAAUGUGAUGAUUAUUAUCCUAGGUAUCUAGACAUUGUUCUUCCUUCAGGCGACUAUUGGAAACUCUUUGUUCGCUAG
This is a messenger RNA of Paramuricea clavata, 1973 nucleotides long. The record is from the annotation of a GenBank genome assembly. Lineage: Eukaryota; Metazoa; Cnidaria; Anthozoa; Malacalcyonacea; Plexauridae.